Molecule: messenger RNA, 573 nt
Organism: Durusdinium trenchii
Lineage: Eukaryota; Dinophyceae; Suessiales; Symbiodiniaceae
Source: the annotation of a GenBank genome assembly
AUGUCUUCUCCGGCAGUUCCCGAAGUACGUGCUGUGGAGGCUGCUGAGGAGCCCGCUGUGGCAGGGUCUGCGCUGGAAGCUCCUGUGGCGAAAGCCGCCGGACCGCCAGGCCCACCAGCAGCGCUGGUGAUUUCUGACGAGCAGAAUGUCUCCGGACGUACGGUGACUGGAGUGUUGCUUGAGGGGAAGGAUCUCCUCGAGAUCCCGAUUGAAGAGCUCCUUGCUCUUUCUGUGUCGUCCCUUGAGCCCGCUGAUUCGCUCAUCAACGACAUUUGCUAUGAGAUUCCGAAGACCGAGGCCGAGCGCUGGCACAGGUCUGCGGACCUGGCCCAAGAGCAUGUGCACAGCAUCCAGUCUGUCAUGAACCAGCUGGUGCAGCUGCAUGCUGCUGACCCCGCACAGCCUCUUGAGGAGACAAGGGUUCCGACGGAUUCGGAAGAAUAUGGUGGCCAGUCCCAUGCCGAGUUAGCGGUCAAGCGCCAGGGGAUGGUGGUUCGACUCCAGCAACUUCGAUCUGGCGCCUCGUUUUGGGGAUAUGUGUAUUUUUCAGCUUUGAGUGCACUGCCCGAUACU